Molecule: messenger RNA, 4080 nt
Organism: Pocillopora damicornis (cauliflower coral)
Lineage: Eukaryota; Metazoa; Cnidaria; Anthozoa; Scleractinia; Pocilloporidae
Product: forkhead box protein J3
Biological process (GO): regulation of transcription by RNA polymerase II
Cellular component (GO): nucleus
Molecular function (GO): RNA polymerase II cis-regulatory region sequence-specific DNA binding; DNA-binding transcription factor activity, RNA polymerase II-specific
Source: RefSeq, a predicted model, not a curated record
ACCACCCCCUGCAACGUUACGGUUGGCAAGAACGCCAUUGCAAUCAUGGCGGAUCUCAACAGUAGCCUGACAGCCAUGGACUGGCUACCAAAGCUUAGUGUUGGCACUGCUUUGAACACUGCCAACAAGAUGUCGAACAACAAUAACGAUCCAAAUCGGGACAAGAGUCCAUUUCGCAAACCGCCGAGCUCACCGCUCGAUCCGAACGCGACUUUAGACGACGAGGAGGCACAACAACACAAAACGCGCGAAAGCAAACCACCAUAUUCUUACGCAAACUUGAUCACUUUUGCAAUAAAUAGCUCACCGAAGAAGAAGAUGACGCUGAGUGAGAUAUAUCAAUGGAUCUGCGAUAAGUUCCCGUAUUACAAAGAAGCUGGAAACGGAUGGAAGAAUUCGAUCCGACACAAUCUGUCACUCAAUAAGUGCUUUAUGAAAGUGCCCAGAAGCAAAGACGACCCUGGCAAGGGUUCAUAUUGGGCGAUAGACCAGAAUCCACAAGAUGACAGUGCACAUUCCCGGCAAAACAGGAAAAGACGGCCAAGCGAUUCUAGGUUAUCUCCAUAUGGGCCUGAAGAUGGUCGUGUCUCACCAAUUAGCCCUCAGUCCUCGCCAUGUGGAUCACCAUCAUCUCCAACAUUAGCCUCACUGCAUGCUAGUGCAGGAUAUUAUGGUUCAUCUCCUACUAACCAGGGUUUCCUGGGAAUGUCAGCUGGGAUAUCCCCUGGGUCAUCGCCUAACACUAAUGUAGGUGGAUUUGGCGCCUCACAGAGCUAUGGAGAACCUCCAAGGAAGAUUUUCCCAGAGGUUGCCUUCGAAGAUCUCAGUGCAUCAUUUAAAAAUCUUUACAAAUCUGUUUUUGAUGCAUCACAUGGAGGGGACAGUUAUGGUGGUGGAAGCAUAGGUGCCAGUAUCUUUGCAGGCAGCCAGAACCUAGCUGCGUCUGCACAAAUGUCGCAGCAGCAACAACUUCAACAACAACAGCAGCGUCAACAACAACAACAACAACAACAGCAACAACACCACCAGCAGCAACAACAAAAUAAUCUACUUCAAAAUAUGGAACUACUCUUGGAAAGCCUUAACACUAGAAGUUUUCAAAACUUUGACCUUGGUACAUGGCAAGUCUUGAUGGAAAGUAUGAAAUCUGCUGAUCUGCAAAAUAUGGGAGUGGAUCAGAAUCAGUGGCAGGAUUUUGCCUUUUCAUUUAGUCAAUAUCUUCACCAGCAAGGCUUUAUCCCUGAUUCUAACUCCAUGAGGGGAAUAAGCCCAUCCUCGUCCAACAGUAGCAAUAUGAUGGGCAGUCCACAAGGAAUGCUUCAAGUAAGCAAUCCCCAGUUUACAUCUGGAGGCUCCCCUUUACAAGGUUCUCAGCAUAGUUACAGCAGUUCGGCAAGUUUUAGUGGCAGUUCACAGCACUCCAUCCCAGGCAUCAAAGUGACGUCAAUUAAUAAUCAACCCACAGUGGGUCAGACUGGUAAUCAGCAUACAAUGAUUGGGACAAGAGCACCAGCACUAAUGGAUGACGAUGAGGAUGAGGAAUUUGACUGGGAUUCAUUGCUAUGAGUCUGUAUACAGGUAGCAGGGUAGCAACUGUGAUAUUUGUAAUUAUUAUUGGGAGGGAAGGACAGAAGAUGAAGCAAAGUUCAGGAAUGGAAAGCAUUCAUUGACAUAACAUGUUUUUUAGAGUAUGUACACUAGUAGUUUAAAGUAAAAAUUAUUUAAAUAUGAAAGGUGAAAUGGCUUUUAAACAUACCUUAGAGAUGUAGGGGUUUCCUUUUUAUCCAGGACUCCUACAAAAUUAUUUAUUUUGACUUGGAUGAAAAGGAACAUUACCAUUCUCAUUGAGGAAGUGCUCAAAUUUAUUAUAGUGUGAGUAUUCUCUGUGAUUGUAUUGGACCAAUUAGUAAUAUGCUAGUAUUUGAAUUAUACUCAAAGUUUGUUCCUGUAAAUCCAACAAAAAAAUCCUAUUCCCUCUUAAAGUUUUGGAUGCAAGGUCCAGGGGCCUGUAGCAAACUUCUUCAAUGUCUACGAUGAUGAUAAUAACUUUAUGGACGAGCCCUCUCCCACUUACAACUUCUAGGUUUACAAUUAUGAAAAAAAUAUCGAGUAUCACCAAGAAACUGUGGUGAAUGAUAAUGAUGAAUCAUGACCAGCUAAUGUUGUGACGUUUUCUCUAAGAGAAGAAUUUACCUUCAAUUAGAAGGUAUGCUGUUUGACAUGCAUCAAACUUCUUUUGAUGACUGUGUCACAAUAGUAAGAAUGAAUGACUGGUUAUAGCAGUUUUUUUUAUUUUUAGCCGUGACAAGAAAUGGGUUUUACAUGUACCUGCUUGUAGUAUCAUCCUCAAGACACCUCAUAGAAGUAAAGGUGUUAUUCUAUUUACCGACAAUCUCUUGGCCCACUCAACUGCUUGUUGAUUUUUAUUUUGUUGCAGACUGGGUGCAUUGUUCAAUGAGGGCUCUGAAAAAAUAUUUUUAGGGGUUGCUGUCCCAAAAUUAUCCUUAAUUGAGCCAUAUACAUAUGCCAGGGACCCAUGCUGGGUAUUUUAAGGUGCAUUUUUUGAGAUUUGCUCUUGUGUUCUUACCACAUAGUUUUAGUUGCAAGUCAAUGUGAACAGUAUCCUCCAAAUAGAAUCUUUAAAUUGUGAAUAUUAAAACAGAAGAUGUCUUUUGCUAGUUUUUAAUUCAGUUUUGGUUGGACUUAACCUUUGUAACAAGACUGCCAUGCCCAGGUAACUUUGGCAGUGAAAAACCAAUCAUGUUGCACCCAAAAAACUUAGAAAGUUAGAAAGGGCAUUGACUGUUUCAAGUGUCAGAAGGUAAAAAUACUUCAUUUCAGGUCUGUAGUGUGAUUGGUUCCACAUUGUCAUUAGGUGUAUGUGGUGAUCUCAUGUACAUUUAACAAUAGUAUUGAAGAUGCAGUUGGAAUUUAGUCUCCAUGGUGACUUCAGAUCAAAAGCCAGAUUUGUAUAUGCAAUUGCAUACAGUGCGGAACACACUAGGUGACAAGUCCCUGAGAUGGGUAUCUCUGUUAAAUGGUUUUGUGCAUACUUCUUCCAAAUCAUGCAGCUAUGACUCCUAUUAUUACAAUGAUUAUCACAAGAAUUCCUGUUAGAAUUUGUGCAAUGCAUAGCAGCUACAAAGCCCCGUCACAGACCAAAAUCUCUAAGUCACUGCAAUGUCCCCGCAAUGUGUUACAGCAGCUUCCUGCUCACCUUUGGUAACUAAUUAUAGAUAGCUGACCCUCACAAUCAUACCCUUAUCACACACAAUGAAACCAAGCAUGUUUAUCAUGUGCAAUAGUUUAGAAUUUGAGAAUUAACACUGUUUGUAGAUAGAUUGCCAAAUAUUCAUAGCAAAGUCAGUAAUGGGGGUAUGCAAUUAAAAAGCUGCCCCCAAGAGUCAUGGAAACCAUUUUUAGGGUCUAGCCAUGUGUAAGAACAACUUUCCUUUGUGAUAUUGUUUCACCCAGCCAGAGGAAUGUAAAGAAUAAUGCUUAGUGUGUUCCAGCUUUGAUGUAUAAUUAAAAAAGGGGAAAAUUUCACUGGAGAGUUAGCGAUCACACAGAGCCUUCUUUCAAGCACUUUGUCAAAGGACCUGUGUCCUCAAUGGCAGUGGAAAAUUACAAUCACCAGACUUGUUAACUGCACAGGAAACUGUUAGAAACCCUGAAAUGAUCACAAUAUUUAGAUGACAAUUUCUUUUCCUACCAAUUACUUUUUUUUUAAGGUGGUUGCCAUCUAGGAUAAAGGUCCAUUUUAAAUACAGGUUAAAUUAACAGUUUCCCCCUCUCUUUCCUAUCUGAGGGGCUAUGAUGAAACAAUACAAAAGUAUUAAUAAUAUAUUACAGCAUGUGUUGUAACUAGGACUUACCUGAUAAGUUUAAUAUUGAAAAUUGAUCAACCUGUAGUCCAUAAAGAGGUAGACUAGUGUUUUGUGAUGUUUAUAUUAUUUUGUACAUACAUGCACAUUUUUUCAUAUUUUUAUCCAUAUUUCUUACCUUUGCAUAAAUAUGGCUUAGGUUUCCAUCAUAAUGUGGUGAGGUGUAAAAUUAUUAAACACACAAGGAACAAAAUUA